AUUUUGACUGUGUUUGGGUGGAAUAAUCUGAACGCUGCUGAACAAUGGAGGCUGACGAGGAGGCUGUGGCUCUGGUGAUCGACAACGGCUCCGGCAUGUGCAAGGCAGGCUUUGCGGGCCACGACGCUCCUCGGGGGGUCUUCCCUUCCAUCGUGGGGCGCCCUCGGUACCAGGGCAUCAUGGUGGGCAUGGGGCAGAAGGACUCGUACGUAGGGGACGAAGCCCAGAGCAAAAGGGGCGUCCUGACAGUGAAGUACCCCAUCGAACACGGCAUCGUCACCAACUGGGACGAUAUGGAGAAGAUCUGGCACCACACCUUCUACAACGAACUCAGAGUCAACCCCGAGGAUAGGGCCGUUUUGCUGACCGAGGCGCCGCUCAAUCCCAAGGCCAACAGAGAACGAAUGACGCAGAUUAUGUUCGAAACCUUCAACACACCUGCGAUGUACGUGGCGAUCCAGGCCGUGCUCUCUCUCUACGCAUCCGGACGCACGACUGGCAUCGUCUUAGACUCCGGCGACGGCGUCUCGCACACAGUACCUAUCUAUGAGGGCUACGCCCUCCCGCACGCCAUCCUGCGCCUAGACCUGGCGGGGCGCGACCUCACGGACUACCUCAUGAAGAUCCUGACGGAGCGCGGCUACUCCCUCACCACCACCGCCGAGCGAGAGAUCGUCAGGGACAUCAAGGAGAAGCUGUGCUACGUGGCGCUGGACUUCGAGCAGGAGAUGACGACCGCCGCCUCGUCCUCGUCGCUGGAGAAGUCCUACGAGCUCCCCGACGGGCAGAUCAUCACCAUCGGCAACGAGAGGUUUCGAUGCCCCGAGGCGCUGUUCCAGCCGUCGUUCCUGGGCCUGGAGUCCUUCGGCAUCCACGAGACCACCUACAACUCCAUCAUGAAGAGCGACCUGGACAUCCGCAAGGACCUGUACGGCAACACGGUGCUCUCGGGCGGCACCACCAUGUACCCGGGGCUGGCUGACCGCCUCACCCACGAGCUGAGCGAGCUGGCUCCCCCGACCAUGAAGGUGAAGAUUACGGCGCCGCCCGAGCGCAAGUAUUCCGUGUGGAUCGGCGGCUCCAUCCUGGCCUCGCUAGCCACUUUCCAGCAGAUGUGGAUCAGCAAGAGGGAGUACGAGGAGUGCGGCCCCUCCGUCGUGCACAGGAAGUGUUUUUAAAGGGGCUGAACUCCGACCGGCUUUGGAGAGCCUGUGACGUCGCCCGCCCACUUGUGCGAAGUCGAUUUUUUUUUCCUUUCUCUCUCUCUCUCUCUCUCUCUCUCUCUCUCUCUCUCUCUCUCUCUCUCUCUCUCUCUCUCUCUCUCUCUCUCUCUCUCUCUCUCUCUUCUUUUUCUCUGGUGAGAAUAGCCGGCGGGAUGCUUGUGGUACGAGUGCCGGAAGUGCUAGUGCUUAGAUGACGUCACUGGUGGGCACAAUAGUCGCAGCAAAACCUGUCCUCGGAAUGUAAAGAUAAAUGUCGCAGUGUAAAAGUUUGCCUGUGUAGCACCGCCGGCCUCCUCUGCUGAUGCAUCCAUUAUGUGAGAGGAAAGGAGGAAAAGGAAGAAGAGCGAAAAAGCCACAUAUUUAUACUCUCUCUGUGUGUAGCUAUUGGUGGACGAGUUUUCCUUUUCUCUCCUUUUUUUUUUAAGGAUGAUUUUUUGAAUUUGAGUUUUUUGAAUUUAAAACAUCUCUUUUUUUUUUCUUUUCUUUUUUAAUCGACGUCUUCAUAGGCAUAGCACAUGAAUGGUUAUAUUUAGCUGUGUGAAUCGCCGUCAGUGUUCACAUGCUUGGCGGAACAGACGGUGAUGCAACUAUGGAUUAGCAUUUGUAUAUAUACAUAUCAAUUCGUAUAUAUCGAUGGUUUGCUCUGAAUAUUAAUGCACAUACAGAACAAAUGCUUUUACACGAAAGCAUGAAAGUUGUAUCCCCACGCACGUAGAUAACGAAUCCAUAUUUAUGUGUGUGUAAACGGCAAUAUGCAUAAACGUUUGUUUGUGUAUCUAUAAAUGAAACGUUUUUUAUGCACUCCAGGUUAUGUGUCAACAAGAGCCCAAUAUAUCCGUCUGUAUGAAAGUGGAUAUGUGUGUAUUUAUAUUUAUAUUUAUAUUUAUAUUUAAAUACUUAUAGAUCUGUUAUUGUUAUAUAGUUUACUUGUUACACUGGUUUUACAAAUAUAUUCUUAAAUUGAUGAUGG
Molecule: messenger RNA, 2193 nt
Organism: Penaeus indicus
Lineage: Eukaryota; Metazoa; Arthropoda; Malacostraca; Decapoda; Penaeidae
Product: actin, cytoplasmic A3-like
Exons: 6
Coding region: 45-1178 (377 amino acids)
Source: RefSeq, a predicted model, not a curated record